Molecule: messenger RNA, 1878 nt
Organism: Tinamus guttatus (white-throated tinamou)
Lineage: Eukaryota; Metazoa; Chordata; Aves; Tinamiformes; Tinamidae
Source: RefSeq, a predicted model, not a curated record
UCCAAGCAACUAAUGAAACAAAUGUGAAUAUUCCUCAGAUGGCUGAUACCCUUUUUGAGCGAGCAACAAACAGUAGCUGGGUGGUUGUGUUCAAAGCCUUAGUGACCACGCAUCACCUAAUGGUUCAUGGCAACGAGAGAUUCAUUCAGUACCUGGCAUCUAGAAACACGUUGUUCAACCUCAGCAAUUUUCUGGACAAAAGUGGAUCUCAUGGUUAUGACAUGUCCACCUUUAUACGGCGUUAUAGCAGAUACUUGAAUGAAAAAGCAUUUUCUUACAGACAAAUGGCAUUUGACUUUGCAAGGGUGAAGAAAGGAGCUGAGGGUGUAAUGAGAACGAUGGCUCCAGAAAAGCUGCUGAAGAGCAUGCCCAUACUACAGGAACAGAUCGACGCACUACUUGAAUUUGAUGUUCAUCCAAAUGAACUGACAAAUGGCGUCAUAAAUGCUGCAUUCAUGCUUCUAUUCAAAGAUCUUAUCAAACUUUUUGCUUGCUACAAUGAUGGGGUUAUUAACUUACUAGAGAAAUUUUUUGAAAUGAAGAAGGGCCAAUGUAAAGACGCUCUUGAAAUCUACAAACGGUUUCUUACUCGCAUGACCAGAGUAUCCGAGUUUCUUAAGGUUGCAGAGCAAGUUGGAAUUGACAAAGGCGAUAUCCCGGAUCUUACUCAGGCUCCUAGCAGUCUUAUGGAGACCCUUGAGCAACAUCUAAACUCAUUGGAAGGAAAAAAACCUGGCAACAGUGAAGGAUCUGGGGCUCCUUCUCCUCUGAGCAAGUCUUCUCCAGCUACAACUGUUACAUCUCCUAAUGCUACCCCGGCAAAAAGUAUUGAUACAUCUCCUCCAGUUGAUCUUUUUGCAACUUCAUCUACAGCUGCACCAGUCAGCUCUUCCAAACCAUCUAGUGACCUUCUGGAUCUUCAGCCAGAUUUUGCCUCUUCUGGGCAAGCGGCUCCAGCCCCUGCCGCUGCUGCUGCUGCUCCUGGAGCAACUUCAUGGGGAGACCUCUUGGGAGAGGAUAAUCUGGCUGCACUUUCCGGUGUUACCUCUGAGCCACAGAUUUCAGAUCCAUUUGCCCCAGAGCCUAGUGCAACUACUGCUGCAACUACUGAUACUGCAACUACUUCAGCUGCUGCUACAACUGCAACUAUUACUGCUACCACUGCUGAGGUGGAUCUCUUUGGAGAUGCCUUUGCAGCUUCUCCUGGGGAAGCCCCUGCAGCAACUGAAGGGGCAGCAGCACCAGCUACCCCAACCCCUGUAGCAGCAGCUCUUGAUGCAUGUUCAGGAAAUGACCCCUUUGCCCCAUCCGAAGGUAGUGCAGAGGCUGCUCCCGAGCUGGACCUCUUUGCUAUGAAGCCAACAGAGUCUGCUGCUCCUGUAGUUACCCCUACAACUAGUGCAGCCGCUCCAGCUCCUGCAACUGCUCCUUCUCCAGCUGCUGCUGUUGCUGCCGCUGCCACUGCCACUACAGCUACUGCCACCACCACUACUGCCACCACGUCUGCUCCCGCCACCACCUCCGCUCCUCCUGCUCUAGAUAUCUUUGGUGAUUUAUUUGAGUCUGUUCCCGAUGUACCUGCUGUACCUGCAGCACCUAAACCUGAUGCUACACCUAGCAUAGAUCUGUUUGGUACAGAUGCUUUUUCAUCUCCACCACAUGGAGCUUCUCCUGUGCCUGAGAGUUCUCUCACUGCUGAUCUCUUAUCUGUGGAUGCAUUUGCAGCCCCCUCUCCUCUACCCACUGCCUCUCCAGCAAAGGUGGAUUCUUCAGGUGUGAUUGACCUAUUUGGUGAUGCUUUUGGAAGUAGCGCUGCUGAACCCCAACCCGCAACCCAGGCUGCUUCUAGUUCCUCAGCUUCUGCAGACCUACUGGCUG